UUCGUAUUUUAACAAUCACACAAAAAAACGCAAGACUUGUUGUUGUUGGAAGUGUGUGCACGUAUGCCUUUGCCGAAACCACAUCACCGUUCUUACAACCUCACGUAGCAUGCAUAGUUCAUAAUGGCAUGAUUUCUCGGAAAUCACCCCACUUAAGUUUGAGCGUGCCUGCAUUUCGGUCACACUGCGCGUGCGCCGAACACUGCCAAGCUCUUGCGUUGGGAAAGCCCCCCAACGCUUAUAAAUAUAAAGGCGCACACUUCGCAGACACUAACACAGUUAAUAACAGUUACGGAGAGCAGCUUGUUCUAAACCAAGUGGAAUAACUUUCCUACAUAUCGUCUUUCUUUUAUUUCAUUAAUAAUUCCGGAUACUCCGAACCAUGCCUGUGUCCAGAAUGCGCAUGCGGCCCUGGUUAGAGGAUAUGAUUGACUCGAACUCAGUUGCUGGACUUGUCUGGGUAGAUAAGGAGAAAAAGAUGUUCUCCAUUCCUUGGAAGCAUGCUGCACGCCAUGGAUGGGAAAUGGACAAAGAUGCCUGUCUAUUCAAACAGUGGGCAAUCCACACAGGCAAAUUCAAGCCAGGAAUCACUGAACCUGACCCCAAAACAUGGAAAGCAAACUUCCGUUGUGCAAUGAACUCUCUGCCAGAUAUUGAGGAAGUGAAGGACAAAAGCAUCAACAAAGGCUGUGAAGCUGUUCGUGUCUACCGCAUGCUUCAGGUUGUCAAGAACAAGAAGUCCUCUAAAAGCCAGGACAGCAGAAGGAGAAAAAAGGGAAGGAAGAUGGAUGCAGACAUGGCAUCAAAUGAAGAGCACCUUUACACCCACAAGCAGCAAGACAUGAUCACUCAGGAGAACACCAUAGACAGCACUGAAAGCAUGAAAAGCCCCACAUAUGAUGUGCCUGAUUGCUCAGGUUAUGAAGUGGAAAUCGGCCCUGACAGCACAAACGAUAUUUACCCUGGCGGGUUCCAGGUUUCACCAGUUCAUACGACAGACUACGAGGAAAAGGCUAUUGUUGAGAUCACACGGCAAUUGGAGCUUGAUAGUUCACGGUGGCUACAAAACAAUAGCAGCGGAAGGGGGUUCCUGUGCAAUGAAGUAGCCAUGACAGAAUCUCACCAUUGUCCAGAUAGCCAAUGGAGUGAUACCUCAGGAGAGGAGCUUGAGCUACGUUUUUACACAGAACUGAUACCAGGACUGCCCAGUGAAGAUCUUUUAAGCUACACAGAUAUGUGGAACAGCAGCCCUCACACAUCUGGCCUUCCACAAAUCAGCUGUCUACUCUAAGACUUGUGUCUUCGAUGCUCAGUCUGUACAUUAUCGUAUUACCUCACAUUCUAGGUCUUCCCUUUCUGACCAUGAAAUUAGAUCAUCAAAAGCCAAUUUUGUAAGAGACACUUAAGCUUGGUUGGUAUAAAGUGUGUUUUAUGAUAGAGGAUUAUGCUAGAGAUUUUAUGGUCAUCAACAGAGAACACUGUAGACAAAUUUUGUUUUCUCAGUUUUUUGAUGUGUUCUCAAUUGUAAAGGAUAAUGGCUUGUAUAUAAAUAUAUUCAUGUGAUUUACUGUGGCAUUUGGCAGGUUCCGUUAUCUACACAUCAGGGUUUUAAUGCAUUUUCCUCUUAAAACUUUACAGGAUAUCUAGAAUGAAUUUUUAAGUUCUUGUGUGCCUUUGGUGAAAACUCUUCACAACGUGUGUGUGUGUAUAUAGUGUAUAAAUGAAUUUUAUAAUAAAAAAAGUAAAAAUUGUAA
Molecule: messenger RNA, 1754 nt
Organism: Neoarius graeffei (lesser salmon catfish)
Lineage: Eukaryota; Metazoa; Chordata; Actinopteri; Siluriformes; Ariidae
Gene: irf1b
Product: interferon regulatory factor 1b
Exons: 9
Coding region: 383-1291 (302 amino acids)
Biological process (GO): immune system process; regulation of transcription by RNA polymerase II
Cellular component (GO): nucleus
Molecular function (GO): RNA polymerase II cis-regulatory region sequence-specific DNA binding; DNA-binding transcription factor activity, RNA polymerase II-specific
Source: RefSeq, a predicted model, not a curated record